Molecule: messenger RNA, 3884 nt
Organism: Gasterosteus aculeatus aculeatus (three-spined stickleback)
Lineage: Eukaryota; Metazoa; Chordata; Actinopteri; Perciformes; Gasterosteidae
Source: RefSeq, a predicted model, not a curated record
AAAUGGCUCUUAUCUAUAGCAAGUUUUAAAUCGACCCGUUUUGUAUCCUUAUGGUUGAAAUUAUUGUAAGUCGCUUUGGAUAAAAAAACUAAAUGACUAAAUGUAAUGAACUGAGAAGCACUCCAUUGUUAAGGUCUGGCCCGGAAACCAACACAUCAUUCAGUGAGAUUCCAUCAAGCUGCACUGGAAUCAAAUACCACACAAAUCUGGUCUGGUUUUUGAGUGUUGUACAAGCUCAGCAUGCUCUUUGUCAAGCAUUUUUUGUGUGAAUUCAGUGAAAUGCCCUUUCAGUCCAGGUUUCUUCUGCGACGUCCAUCGCAGCGACAUCAGGCGGCUGUGAGCAAAGUCUUUAGCGAGAUGUCAGUUUGCGUCAUCCGUUCCACAAUCUGCAUGAAGGCUCGACCCUCGAUGGAGUGAGCUAGCAAGUUGUCAUUCUCUGUUGUACAGAAAACUGAUUUUCCGAGGCUAUCUAUCUUUGGUAUCGUUGAUGUACUUUGCGUGGGUUUGUGAAGGAGUGGAUUCUUGCCAUUAUUUUCGAUAUGAUAGUUUUCUUUCAUUCACAUCUGAUUCUCACGUGAAGUAAAGCUGGUCUUCCAUUUUCUGGAUGGAAGUCUUCAUGGCACUGACUGUUAGCCUUGUGAGCGCCUCCGAGGCAUACGUCCCCUAUUAUGACCCACCCAAGGUCAAGCUGUUGUGCAUCGUGAGGGCCAUUGUGCUGUUUACCAACUUUAUGGGCCCUUACAAUGUCCGUACCCAGUAGUAGCAGAAUGUCAGCGCCUGGAUCAAGAGCUGGUAUUCAGCCGCUAUUCGUCUCUGGUGGUGGUACGCAGCUUAUGGUGUUGGGAUCCCUGCGCCACUAUUUGGAAUGUCAUUACACCCGGUUAGUGUAGGAGUGGCAUGUUCGUUCUUCCAUCUAUGGAUUCCACCGUAAAUCCACAGGCUUUUCUGCCAGCUGUUUCCACCAUCCCUGCACAGGUUUUGACUGUGUAUACCACUGCUUCUCCCUUGAUGUUGAACAUUUCAUAAAACUUAGAUCUAGCUAAGGACACAUUGCUCUGGUCUUCCAAAAUGGCAUUUUCCAAAAUACCCCUUUCUCUUUAGGUUACGGUGACAACUGGGAUACACAUUCACAAUGCAGAUCUUUGAGCAGGAUUUGCCUUUAAAGUCAUUACCACAAACUUUGGUACAUUUUGACAUCUGGCUGCUCUGUCUCCUCCGUGUCCCCGCCGCUCUCCGAGGAAGGCAAGAAACUUGGCUGGGACUGUGGAGCAGGACCGGGAUGAAGAGCAGAGAGGUGUUUAUCGCUGUCACACUCUGUGCAUUUGAUGCGGGUUUCACAGAACUUCGCCUGGUGCGUUGUGGAAGCACAGCAACAAAAGCAUAUGUUGUUCUCAUUUUCCUGAACCCUCUGCAUUUCUUCACUGGGUGGGGCUUUUUAUGUAGGGGACACAGUCUGCAGAGAUCUUCUGUUUUGGUUACUGUGUCCUGAGAUGUGAUGCUUGUCUUGUGUACAGAGACCGGUUUAAUAUGACUUCUCAAUCUGGUAAGAGGUUGCAGUGAGAGUGGGGGGGGUGAAAGCUUGCGUCAUUUCUGUCUUCAGCUUCUCAGCAGACUAAUUCUCGGAAAAAGAAUAAGUCUUGUAGAUAUACGGGAAGCUUCUCGACAAUAGGCUGCACUCCUCUUGUUGUGUCAAGGUCAACUAGCCCCGGUAAGUAUCCGUCUCUUUUUUCAACAUCCAACUCUAUCAAUUGGUCUUUCAGCUCUUGAAGUUUUUUACUGUCUCGCUUAUGAAUCCUGGGGAAGUUCUCUAUUUUAGUAAAAAGCUUUCUCUAUGACCUCUGGAGAUCUAUGUGUUUUGUUUAAUCCCUCCCAAACUCUUUGAAGACCAAAAGGAAGGUUACCUGACAUUGACAGACCCGAUCCUAAGUGCCUGAUUACUGGAAUCCUUUCCCAGCCACUUUAUCAGCAAAUCCAUCCCUUGUAUUCACUUGUUGACAUCUCGAGGUUUACAAUAGUGUCGAUGAAGGUCUCUCACCAAGCCUGGUAGUGUUGAGCGACCUUGGAUUGCACAACUACGACCGCUACUGCAAGAUGUCGUCUGAGGAGCUCUUGCAACUGCCGCUCAACUUCUACAUCACCAUCCUGGGCAUCGGCCUCUUCAUCCUAAUACUCACCUUCAUCUUCUGCUGCUACAUGUUCAGACUCAGGCGACAUGGAGCUAUAAAACAGUAUUGUUACAACGAGGUGGUUUUGAAAGGAGCGGGGAAGAAGCUGAGCCUGAUGGGCCAAACGUGUGCAGUGUGCCUGGAGGAGUUUCGCAGCAGGGAUGAGCUCGGAGUCUGCCCGUGCUCCCAUGCUUUUCACAAGAACUGUCUGCUGAAAUGGUUGGAGAUCCGCAGUGUUUGCCCCAUGUGCAACAAAUCCAUUUGUCGUCUCCAGCCUGAGCCGCCUACAGAACCUGAGCUGUUCCAGGGUUUCCUGGAGGUCUGAGAUGGAAACAGCAGCACGCCAUUCAGUUCACAUCUGUCACCAUAGAUCAGGUCUCACCACCCACAGUUUGUAGGUUUAGUAAUGUAGACAUUCUUUUGUGGCCUGAAGUGUCUGGCUCCACUUAAAGCAGAGAUAUGAGGAACAAGCACAAGUAAGCUAGAUAUGAAAAAUGAUCCAACAGCAAAGCCCAGCCCAGUGUUGGCAACUUCUCUCUGAUAACAGAAGGUGACUAGCGCUUAAAACCACUCAAAAUCCCAAGACAGUCCGGCGUCCCUCCAAAGCCACUCCCCCAAAACGAUCACCAUGAGCAUCAUCAACCAUCAUGGACGCUGCUGUUGAGUCAAAGUCGCAGAAAGAGCCCCCGGCUUUGAAAGCAAGAAAGCAACCAUGAAAGACUUUUAUCCCACUGACUUACAAUAUGGAAAAGAUGUGCGUGAAUCAACACGUAUUGUUUUUUGUAUAAAAAAUAAAUCAACUUUGCAGUAGCAACACUCAGGAACAUCUUUAGGUAAAGCUGUGUGCCAAGUGAGGUCUGGGAGGCCACUUUCACAUUUAUUUUGGUAACAAAAACAGUGCUGCUAUUAGUUUUUUUAAAUGAGCUUACGUUUAAUCAGUGCUGCAGAAUACUGUGGCUAUAGCUCUACCCACUAAAGUUUAAUUGGAUGAUGGUGGAAAGCGCCACUUUUGCAAUCAGCGUCAACAUCGUGGCCUCCAAUUCCUGGUCUGAGUGGCCUGUUUGGUCGAAGAGGAACAACUUCUCGUGUCUCCAACAACCGUAACCGCUCCCCUCUGCAUGUGAAACGUCAGUGCUGUUACUCAACUAAAGAGAUUGUUUCUGAACCCUCAAGCAGCUCAGUCUCAGUUUGGAUGACCCUCUGUAUGUUUUCACUUUUCCCCCGAAAGAUGACGUGCAGAGCCACGUGAGCGGCAUGUGUCUUAGUACGUCCGCCAGCCCUUUGAAGAGCCUGGAACUUGGAAUGAUGGAAGACGACAUAAAAAAACUCACUACUGCCCCAAAUAUGAGGACAAAGGUGAAAACAGUAAUGAAAGACAUUCCUUCAAUGAGGACUUUUAACAAAUACUGAGGAAUUGUUUAACAUCAUAACUGGCUUCCAGUGAAAAGGACUUGUGUGUCAUAUUGUCCUUUGUGAAAUAGCUGGAUGCCAUUGCAGCCUGCGGGACGGAUGAGCUCUGUACUUUAGUGAUAUAAAUAGACACGCCGCACUGAUAUGAAGAGCAUGUUUGAGCUGGUUUACUGUGUGAGUGAGGUGCACCAUUCACUCCAUCACACUCUGUAUGCACUGCGUAAUGUACUAUAAUGAGUACAUUGUAAAUUGUAAAUGCUUUUCAAUUUUCUGAACAAUAUAAAGGUAAGCAGCUUCUUGAUAUGGUCA